GCCAUCCAUUACAGGCCAUUUCCCCCUCACGCAAUCGUCAACCAACAAACCCUCCUCCUCUUCUCCUACCUUCAAACAAGCAACCAUGCCUCGCGAGCGCACCUACAUCAUGAUCAAGCCUGACGGCGUCCAGCGUGGUCUCGUUGGCGAGAUCAUCAAGCGCUUUGAGCAGAAGGGCUUCAAGCUCGUCGCUCUCAAGCUCAAGACGGCCUCCACCGAGCUUCUUGAGGAGCACUACGCCGACCUCAAGGGCAAGAAGUUCUUCCCUUCCCUCGUCAAGUACAUGGCCUCCGGCCCUGUCUGCUGCAUGGUCUGGGAGGGCACGGAUGCCGUCUACUUUGGCCGCAAGCUCCUCGGUGAGACCCGCCCCUACGACUCUGCCCCCGGCACCAUCCGCGGCGACUUCUGCGUCGAGGUUGGCCGCAACAUCUGCCACGGUUCCGACGCCGUCGAGAGCGCCGAGAAGGAGAUUGCCCUCUGGUUCACCCCCGAGGAGCUUAACGACUGGCAGCAGGUCACCGAGUCCUGGGUCUACGAGUAAGCCCCACAGCGCUCUCCACCACCACCAUCACGAGCAUUUCUUCCUCGCUUGGCGGUGCGGUGGCGGCCUGAGGUUGUUGUGAGUGGGGUGUGAUGAGGAUGUGAUGUGUCCAUCUGAUGAAGGUGUGCGUCCGUUCUCCCAUCCUGCUUGCAUCUGCUCUCGUCGCUCCUCGUCUCGCGACCUUUCUCUCUCUCUCUCUCUCUCGAUCGUCUAGUUUUGAGCCCCUCUGCUCGCUCUCUCUCUCUCUCUCAUCUUUGGUUGGUUUGUGUUGUGCAUUAAACGACAAGUGUGAGGCCA
This is a messenger RNA of Salpingoeca rosetta, 838 nucleotides long. Its product is annotated as nucleoside diphosphate kinase 2. Bases 86 to 541 code for a protein of 151 amino acids. The record is from RefSeq and is a predicted model, not a curated record. NCBI's taxonomy places the organism in Eukaryota, Choanoflagellata, Craspedida, Salpingoecidae. The transcript has 4 exons. Gene Ontology annotation, molecular function: nucleoside diphosphate kinase activity. Gene Ontology annotation, biological process: UTP biosynthetic process; CTP biosynthetic process; GTP biosynthetic process.